Kwoniella botswanensis is the source of this 1929-nucleotide messenger RNA. RefSeq lists its product as uncharacterized. Gene Ontology annotation, molecular function: alpha-1,2-mannosyltransferase activity. The record is from RefSeq and is a predicted model, not a curated record. Bases 1 to 1929 code for a protein of 642 amino acids. The transcript has 6 exons. Gene Ontology annotation, biological process: mannan biosynthetic process. Gene Ontology annotation, cellular component: Golgi apparatus. NCBI's taxonomy places the organism in Eukaryota, Fungi, Basidiomycota, Tremellomycetes, Tremellales, Cryptococcaceae.
AUGUCUUCUACUUCAAGUGUAAAUAAAAGAAACCAUCAUCCCAAUCAAAAACAUAAACUGCAUAUCGAUCUGACCUAUUCACCUUCCUCCCUUGGUAUACUCAACCCAAACAUCAGAGCCAGAUCACCUUCUUUCUCGAGGACGAGCAAUAGAGGAGAAAGAGAAGGAGAAUCUAGCGAAUUGUUACCUACACCAGAUAGCGAUAGUUUCGCCUUGCCUUCACCUUCUAAUCCAUUCAUAUACGAAUUCCUACCUUCACCUCCUCCUAAAUCACCUAUCACCUCUGGUACCAGACGUAAACGGUGGAUUAGGAAAAUGAUCAAAAGGAAUUUUCAUCCUACCCCAUUGGGAUAUGCGAUAUUGAUGAUAUUGUUGAUAUCGCUGUUAUACACAUUUAGUGGCUCGGGGGAUCAGAAUGGUAUGAUACUACGUCGUCCUUCAACAACAACAUCAUUAUCUAAUGGGAAUGAAGAUACAUAUAUACAAGAGGAGGAAGAUGAAGAAGAAAACGAUGAAAUAUUAUAUGAAAAACCCGUUUUGGAAGAACUACCAUCAAUAUACUCUGAAUACAUCCCUUCUCUGAUACUUCCAAACAUAUUCGAUAAUCCAACAUAUCAUCUUCUAUCUUCCAAACUUGACCAAUUCCUACAUCGACCGAUACAGUCACAUGACGAAGCAAAAGAAGAUAAUUACGAGGGAUGUCCAAGGGAAUUGAGUGAUAAGUUGGUCAAUCCGGAUCAAUAUAAUGGAGAUGCGCAGUUCUGGAUAGAGACUGUGACUGCGCAGGAGAUAGCUAGUAGACGUGCGGGGUUGAUUAGAUGGUUGGAAGAUAAGUUGAAUAAGGGCGAGGAGAUUAUUGGUAGGAAGGAUGGGAGGACUGGGGAAGGAAGGGGGAUAGUAUUGACGGGUGGUAAUCAGGAUACUACUCUGCGAACUAUCACUGCCAUCAAACACCUUCGUCGACUCGGUGUCGACCUGCCCAUCGAAGUGUUCCAUUAUUCCGAUGAGCUCACUGAUAGAGGCCAGCGGGACGAGAUUGAAGCGCUCGGAGCGUCGUUGAGGGAGGCCAAGGGCUUAGAGAAGGUCUCGGGUGUAUGGAAGAAUUGGCAGAUCAAAGGACUCGCUCUCGUCCAAUCGUCCUUCCGAGAGAUCCUCUACCUAGACUCCGACAACGUCCCUUUACGUUCCCCCGUUCACCUAUUCGAUUCACCCAUCUACAAAUCCAACGGUCGAGCUGUAUUCUGGCCAGAUCUCUCAAAGGAUCAUCCUGAUAAUGCCAUCUGGCGUCUGGUCGGUGAUACCUGUUCCUUGGAUCUUUGGACAUUUGAAUCAGGUCAAAUAGUCAUUGAUAAAGCUGGGAACUCGGGUUUGAACCUUGUUGCAUUGAUCAUAGCUAGUGAGAUGAUGAAUGAAAGGGAGUUCUGGUUCCACAUGUGCGGAGGUGAUAAAGAUACGUUCAGAUGGGCUUUCAGGAUACUGGAUAUUCCAUUUGGAGUUUCACCCAGAUGGAUGAGUGCGUUGGGUGUCAAGAAUGGAUAUGAAGGUGGGAGAUUCUGCGGACAUUCCGUCCUUCAACAUGAUUUAGAUACUCCAGAAGGAUUCACCAGGCCACCUCCGUUGUUUGUGCAUUCUAAUCUCCUCAAACACCUCGGAUCAAGUGGGCUAGGUAAAGGUAAUCUCUUCACACAUAUCCGCCGAAUGUCAAAUGAUUACGCGUCGAACCCAUCGUUGAAUUACGCCCAUUCGUGGGUUUACAUGGGUCAAGCCCGAGGGAUGUGUCUGGAUUUAGAUUGGCACGACCAUACCCCUCAGGAAAUAAGGGAUGUCGAAUGGCCCGAAACUAUCAGCGUGGUGGAGGAGGAAGGAGGCGUGUUUGAUGGGUUUGAGGAUAUCUGGUUUGAAGAGGGGGGAAGGAUUGGGGGGUGGUAA